UUUGACUUACCUUCUUUAUUCAGACAUAUUGUUUUAACAUGCUUACAAGUAGUGGGGACCACUGCCUAUUGAUACGUGCCUUGCCAUCAUGACAUGGAUCCUUACGCGAUUGCUCUUCUUUAUUUUGAUUUUUAAUUUUAGCGACACACCCCAAUUUGGAAACAUCACAGGUGACGUGUCAUCAGUUUGCCGAGGGGACGGACAAAACUGUUCCUGCCCCUCAUUUGGCAAUAAUUUAGGAAACCUUGUUAACAAACCUGGUUUUGGAACUGGACCGUGGGACCCCAACAGACUCAGUGAAAUAUACUUUGAGACUUUUGUGGAGGCAUCAUUCACCCCUGGCCUCAGGGUCCCGAAAGCUCUCUCUGCCGAUGGGCUGAUUGACAGCGCCCCAGCAGAUGACUCCGCCUGGCCCAGCUUUGCGGCUCUCAGACACUUUUUCCACCAGACUCUGGAGCGCUUCCACGCUUUCGUGGGAGAACUUGUUAACAAACCUGGAUUUAGAACUGGCCUGGGGGACCCCAACAUGCCCAGUGAAAUACACUCUGAGGCUUUUGUGGAGGCAUCAUUCACCCCUGGCCUCAGGGUCCCGAAAGCUCUCUCUGCCGAUGGGCUGAUUGACAGCGCCCCAGCAGAUGACUCCGCCUGGCCAAGCUUUGCGGCUCUCAGACACUUUUUCCACCAGACUCUGGAGCGCUUCCACGCUUACGUGGGAGAACUUGGAAACAAACCUGGAUUUAGAACUGGACCGGGCGACUCCAACAGACCCAGUGAAAUACACUCUGAGGCUUUUGUGGAGCUGAUUGGCAGCUUGCCAGAAGAAGUUCAGCCAAACACCACCCUCCAUGAGUGGAACUGCAGGAUAUUGACCAUCAUAGCCACCGUGGAAGCUGUCCUGAUAAUUGGCACUGUCUUCGUCUUACGAUGCAUGGUAAAAUCUGCAUUUAUUCACACUGAAGAGGAAAAAGACCAGGUCAAUAAGAAACUGCUGAAGGAGCAGAAACAGACUCAUGCUGUGGAAGAGCCGUGUACAUCUCCCUUUAUCAGGCAGUUUGGGUGA
Messenger RNA from Anguilla anguilla (European eel), 1060 nucleotides. RefSeq lists its product as uncharacterized. The record is from RefSeq and is a predicted model, not a curated record. The transcript is spliced from 10 exons. Lineage: Eukaryota; Metazoa; Chordata; Actinopteri; Anguilliformes; Anguillidae. Bases 89 to 1060 code for a protein of 323 amino acids.